AUGUACAUAAAUAGAUUAAUUAACAACAAAAUAGCAGUAUUAGAUUUGAAUUGUCUUUUUAUUUUAUUUUGUUUCGUUAUUUGUUUUAAUUCACUUAUUCUUUAAUUUUUCUACUUUGAAUUUCCAAUUUAUUUAUUUAUUUAUCAAUUUUUAUUUUUAUUCAUUUUUUCUUUAUCCUAAUUUCUUAAUAUUUUCAUUAUAAACUUAAAUUUUUUUCUAAAUAUAUUAAGGAGUAAUUAAAUUAGUUCAUAAGGUACAUCAAACUUAGGUUCUAGCUUAGCUCAGUGCAUCAAUCUUUCAACUUUGAUUUUAAACCUUAGGAGCAAUCAAAUUUGCUCAUAAAGUGCAUCAAGCUUGUUUUGUGGCUUAGCUUAGUGCAAUAAUCUGACAAAAUUGACACUAAAUUUACAAGGCAAUGAUAUUGGAACCUAGGGAGCAUAGAAUUUAGAUAGCUGCUUAGCUAAGUGUACUAAUUUUUCAAUUUUUACACUCAACCUCCGCGAUAAUUAAAUUAAUUAAGAGGUUGCAUAAAGCUUGGGUUCUGGUUUAGCUAAAUGCACUAAUCUCUCAACUUUGAUUCUUGAUCUUCGUUACAAUUACAUAGGUGAAGAUGGUGCCUCAAGCUUAGGUUAUGGAUUAGCUUAGUGUAUUAAUCUUUCGAAUUUGACACUUGACAUUAGCGGAUGGAAUUAAAGUGAUGAAUCUGAAGUAAAAUAAUUAAAAAUUAAUGUCCUUAAAACCAAUAAGUUAGUGAAAAAAAUGAUUGCUUACUGA
This is a messenger RNA of Tetrahymena thermophila SB210, 774 nucleotides long. Its product is annotated as transmembrane protein, putative. The record is from RefSeq and is a predicted model, not a curated record. The transcript is spliced from 6 exons. Gene Ontology annotation, molecular function: protein binding. NCBI's taxonomy places the organism in Eukaryota, Ciliophora, Oligohymenophorea, Hymenostomatida, Tetrahymenidae.